This is a messenger RNA of Verticillium alfalfae VaMs.102, 726 nucleotides long. RefSeq names its product membrane protein. Gene Ontology annotation, cellular component: RNA polymerase I upstream activating factor complex. The record is from RefSeq and is a predicted model, not a curated record. The transcript has 2 exons. Gene Ontology annotation, molecular function: RNA polymerase I cis-regulatory region sequence-specific DNA binding. The coding region runs from base 1 to 726 and encodes 241 amino acids. NCBI's taxonomy places the organism in Eukaryota, Fungi, Ascomycota, Sordariomycetes, Glomerellales, Plectosphaerellaceae. Gene Ontology annotation, biological process: nucleolar large rRNA transcription by RNA polymerase I.
AUGUCUGAGUCCCGCCGUCAAUCCAGUCCUGUCGCAGGAGCCUCGGACCUGAUCGAGGCCGACGUGGACGACGCGGCGACUUCGGAUCCCACGCCUCGAGAUUACAGGGCUUGGCGGCAGGCAAACGUGUAUGACGCCGUGGCAGGUCGACUUACCACCACAACGAAAUCCUCCCGGACGGCGAUUGAGGAUCACCCUCGUCCUGGGGUUGACCGAGCACCACGCUUGAGAAAGGCUACCGUGCAUUCUUCCAUUCUUGCUCCGGAAGAAGCUCUCUUUCGGCGCGGCUUGGCUCCGGAGCGUUAUGCGGAGCACGACGUAUACAUGGCGCACGAGCGUCGUCUACCAGACGGCACGGCGAGCGCCCUCCCUGACAGUGAUCUGGUCAAGGCUGUUCACACAUACUCUGCCCACUACUACUCCGCCCACAGUCGCACUAUAGCCUCUGCACAGCCUGUCGGCAACCGUCCUAUUGAUGAGACAAGCAUGGACGAGACAGCGCUGCUUGCUUUUGGCAUUCUGCUAGAGGAGGCCGGGCGUGCGCUGAUCGGAAAGCAAGGCGACUUGAUACUGACUGAGGGCCUGGAACUCCAAGCUGAGCCCCGCGCAGAGCGCCCCGGUCCAGUCCAGCUUGACCACUCGCUGCAGAGCACCGUGAGCUUCCAGACCAUGGGAUCUUCCAGACAACGGAAAAGACGCAAAAUGACCGAUUUCAACGACGAUUGA